Helicoverpa armigera (cotton bollworm) is the source of this 773-nucleotide messenger RNA. Its product is annotated as UPF0587 protein GA18326. Lineage: Eukaryota; Metazoa; Arthropoda; Insecta; Lepidoptera; Noctuidae. The record is from RefSeq and is a predicted model, not a curated record. The transcript has 4 exons. Gene Ontology annotation, molecular function: zinc ion binding. The coding region runs from base 73 to 558 and encodes 161 amino acids.
CGUUCGGCCGAUUUCGAUUUCCCGAAUCUCGGUGUUGUUUUUCCAACAAAAUACAUAUAUUACGAAAGAAAGAUGGUUAAAAUCGCUCUGCAAAUCAAAGCAACCUUAGAAUCCAUCGACAAGCUAUACACAAACCACCCGUACUACCAAUGGUUCCUAAAACUUAAGUGUGGGAGUUGCGGCGAAGUGACAGAAAAGUUCCACGAUCUCACCGAAGCUGAAAAAAUACCACAAAAGCACAAUAGGUCGGAAACUAACUUGUUGAUAAAGUGCAAAUUAUGUUCCAGAGAGAACAGCAUAGACGUUGUCGAAGGCAGCAAUGGCCAAUUUAGAAGUAGUGAUGAGGGCAAGUUCAAAACAUUAGUUAUUUUCGACUGCAGAGGUGUGGAGCCUGUUGACUUUGAACCUAAAUCUGGAUGGAUAGCUGUUGGUGAAGAUGAUGGAAAAACAUUUGAAGAUGUAGACUUAACUGAAAAGGAAUGGGCGGAUUAUGAUGACAAAAAUCAGAACUCAGUUGGAGUUUAUGAAUUGGAAUGGCAGUUUGUUAAAGUGAAGUAAUUUAUGUAACCCAUGGCUACCCAUUGGGGAACUCACAAUAAUAAGAUAGUGGAUAGGACCUCUUUGUACUAAAAUGCAUUUAUUGAAGACCUGUCCAUACUUAUUCAAUGCAAUAAAACAAUCUUGUCAGAUAUUACUCUAAUACUGUUUACACAAUAAAAUAGGUAUAAUUUUAUUUUAGUUAUGACAUUUUCAAUAAAAUUUUCAAAAAUUAA